This is a messenger RNA of Drosophila persimilis, 885 nucleotides long. RefSeq names its product chymotrypsinogen A. NCBI's taxonomy places the organism in Eukaryota, Metazoa, Arthropoda, Insecta, Diptera, Drosophilidae. Gene Ontology annotation, biological process: proteolysis. The record is from RefSeq and is a predicted model, not a curated record. Bases 4 to 846 code for a protein of 280 amino acids. The transcript has 3 exons. Gene Ontology annotation, molecular function: serine-type endopeptidase activity.
GGAAUGGGAGGCCGAAUAGUCGUAGCCCUCGUGUACUGCGGCCUCCUCCUGGAGCUCUGCCACGGCGGCGGGGGGCUGCCGCGCAUCAUCAACGGCGGCAACGCCACUGCCAAACAGUUCCCCUACCAGGUGUUCUACGAGACCUUCGUGCUCGAGGACAGCUCCUUCUGGAGGCCCACCUGCGGAGGGACCUUGGUCUCCAGGCGGAUUGUCCUGACGGCUGCCCACUGCUUCGCGCUGGAUCCCUACAUCAAAGCCCUGAGGAUUUACCUCGGAGCCGUGGACAAGUCGAGCGCCAGCGAAGAGGGACAACGGCGAUUGGAUGUGGACCGCAGCUGCGUGGUGAUCCACGAGGACUUCCAGCCCCUCACGUGGCACAACGACAUCGCCCUCAUAAGACUGCCCAUUGAUGUGCCCUUCAGUGAGUACAUUCGGGCCGCCAGGCUGCCGCAGCCGACCAACGACUACGUGAACGCAGAGGCCACCGUCUCCGGGUGGGGUGCGUACCAAGCCUCGGCCAGUGGGGACCUGCUCUGGCACGAUCGCCUGAAGUACUACGACAUCGGCGUCAUCUCGAACGAGGAGUGCGAGGAGAGGCGGCGGCCCGUCUUGCCGGGGAUGUUCCCGGCAUCCUUCAUCUGCAUCGCCCCCAGCGGGAACGCGCCCUGCCGGAACGACUCUGGGGGACCCCUGGUGCUCAAGGACGGCGGGGACUUCGUACUCCUCGGAGUGACCUCCCACGGCCUCAGCCGGAACUGCACCACCCACCUGCCUACGGUCUAUACCAGAGUCUCUUCGUUUCUGGACUGGAUACGAGACCAUUCUGGGGCUCAAAUUGAGAUCUGAUUCAAAUAUAACGCCAGGCCAUAGGUCCAACCCAAGACA